Molecule: messenger RNA, 921 nt
Organism: Acanthamoeba castellanii str. Neff
Lineage: Eukaryota; Discosea; Longamoebia; Acanthamoebidae
Exons: 4
Coding region: 1-921 (306 amino acids)
Source: RefSeq, a predicted model, not a curated record
AUGCAGAUUAAGCGCGAGUGGUGCUUCCCAUUCCUCAGGAGCUACGACAUGCGCGGGAAGCCCUUCGUGGCGGACGACCUUCGGAAGCCGGUGCUGGUGACCUCCUUCAAGACGCGUCCCGUGUACGCCAACCCGCAAAUGUGCCGCCUGGUGGGCUACUCGCAGGAGGAGAUACUCGCCGACCGACUCGAGCUGGUGCUGACCACGCGCACCAAGUUCUCCUUCCAGCGCACCCUCCUCGGCGUCUGGUACGCCAACCCGCUCACUCCACCGGAAAGCGCUGACGUGGCGUCCAGGGAAAAGAUGGGCGUGAGCGAUGUACGACAGAGCGUGGUGGAGCUGUUGAGCCAGUCCGGCGAUCUGAUCAUGGUGCAGGCGACAGGGCAGUUCUUCUACGGGCCUGAUGGACAUCUCCGCUGCACGGUGCUCUGUGUGGAACGCGUGCUGGGAGUCACCCGCCCGCCCUGGACUCUGGGCGACGACCCGGUCGGCGAGGAGGAACACCAGCAGAGGUUGGAGCUGUACAGAGAGGCCAUACGCCAGAGAGAGGAGCGCGAGUGGAAACGGGUCGAAGACAGCUACUAUGAUCCGUUCUUCCCCGCCGCCGCAGCCUCGCCGCCCGCCACUGCCGUCGUCGCUGGAGGAGACCACCAGCCGUUGCCGCAGGCGUGGGACAAGGAGUUCCUCCAAUUCUUCGUCUACUUUGGCGGGUGCGAGGAGGUGAAGAUGUCCUUGCGCGGCUCGCCCGUGACGUUGAGGAAGCCCACGGCGCCCUUCUCCGUCCGCAUGAUGGAGUGGUCCACCAGGGUGUACACGCCAGGCACGAGCGGCGUGAACUCCACGAUCGUGACGCCGCCGGCCGGGACAAGGGUGGUCUGUAGCGACUUGGCGGGCGGACUCUGCACGUCGCCCUCGCGAUAG